CAAGUGUUUUUAGGUUAAGAAUUAUUUCAAAUAGUGUUGGACAGAAGCAGAGUGUCAGGAGAUUUCUAAUAUUAUGGAGAAUGCUGGGUUAUUUGAGUCAUUCUAGUGAUUCAGUGAAGUGGUUUCAGUUUGUUUGCAGACAAGCUCCUCCUCCCCCUGUGCCAGCAGCCAAUCAGAAGAGAGCAGCCUCUAUAAAGGAGUGUUUUCAAACCAGCAGCUGGAUAAACCACUGCUGAUCUGAUCUCUCACACAGGUAGAGGCGAGAUGUCUGGAAUUCUCGUGUGGAGUUUGAUUCUGGCUUUAACAGCUCUCACGGUGUGUAAAGCUCAGCGCAGACCCUUUCCCAGUGAAUCCCAUGAUAAACCAGGUGUCUUGUGUCUGAAUGGAGGAUCGUCUCUAUCUUCUCUGUCUGGUCGGCAUCUUCUCUGUCUCUGUGCUGAAGGCUUCAGUGGCUCCAGAUGUGAAACAGACACAUCGGUCUCCUGCUUCGAUGGGAUUGGUCAGCUCUACGUGGGACCCGUGUCUAAAUCAGCCAGUGGGAGGGAAUGUCUGGAAUGGGAUUCAGAGAAAGCGCUUGAAAUCGGAGUUUAUCUCAAGAGUCUGAUCGUGGGUGGACACAAACACUGCAGAAACCCAGACUUCAGCCGAAGACCGUGGUGUUUCGUAAAGACGCCAUCCGGGAUCAUGAAAGAGGACUGUGAUAUUCCACGCUGCUCUAAAGAUCACGGAUCUGAUCAGGACAGUCUGGCAGUUUCACAGUCAGGCUGGAGGUGUGGUCAGGCAGAGGGGCGGAGCAUGAAGGUAGUGGGCGGUGCUUUGAGCAUGUUGGAGAGACACCCGUGGAUGGCGGCGAUUUACAGCAGAAAAUCUCGUGGGAGAUUUUUCACCUGCGGCGGGAGUCUGAUCUCACCCUGCUGGAUACUGACAGCAGCUCACUGCUUCCCUGAUGGGGCUCAGACUCUUGUCCAUAAACUCUCAGUGGUUCUGGGAAAGAAGGCCAUAAACGAGACGGAUGUUCAGAGCGAGCAGGAGUUCAGGGUCUCUGAGCUCUUCAUCCAUGAACACUUCGACAACACUGACGGAAACUUCAACAACGACAUCGCUCUGUUGAAGAUUCGUGGUCCUGAUGGCCGCUGUGCUAAAGAGUCGAGUUCAGUGAAGACGGUCUGCAUUCCUGGACCCAACGUGUCGCUCAGUGAUGGGACGUCCUGUACGGUGACGGGAUACGGCAGAGAACAUGAAGGGUCGUGGUUUUACUCUCAGUAUCUCAAAGAAGCACAGGUCAAGAUUUUGUCUCAGGAUUUGUGUUCGAGUAAAGAGUAUUAUGGCAACAUGAUCACCGAGAACAUGCUGUGUGCCGGCAGCCCAGACUGGAGCUCAGAUGCCUGUAAGGGUGACUCUGGCGGGCCGCUGGUCUGUCGUGUCCAGGACCGAGUGUUUCUCUUCGGUGUGGUCAGCUGGGGUGAAGGAUGCUCCAGAGCGUUUCGGCCUGGUGUUUAUGCCAAAGUCAGCAACUACUACCACUGGAUCCUGGAGAAGAGCGGCCUGACCUCACUCUCAUGAUCACACCCACACACACAGUUAACGUCUGAAUUAUUAGCCCCUCUGUAUGUUUUUACCCAAUUUCUGUUUAACAGAGAGAAGGUUUUUUCAACACAUUUCUAAACAUAAUAGUUCUAACAACUGAUUUAUUUCAUCUUUGCCAUGAUGACAGCACAUAAUAGACUAGAUAUUCUUAAAAGUACUAGUAUUCAGCUGAAAGUGACAUUUAAAGGCUUCACUAGGUUAAUUAGGGUAAAGUUAGGGUAAUUAGGCAAGUCUUUGUAAAGCAGUGAUUUGUUCUGGAGACAAUCCAAAACUAAUAUUGCUUAAGGGGGCUAAUAAUAUUGACCUUAAAAUGGGUUUAAAAGAAUUAAUAACUGCUUUUAUUCUAGCCGAAAUAAAUAAAACUUUCCAGAAGAAAAAAUAUUAUAGGAAAUACUGUGAAAAAUUUCUGAAUCUGUUCAACAUCAUUUGAGAAAUAAUAGAAAAAAGGAGGGGCAUAAUUCUGACUUUAGCUGUAUAUGCUCUGCCAUCUCAUUGUAGUUCAUUUACUGUAGAUCAGUUACCUAUAAUCUGCUAGUCAGUACUGUAUUGCAUGUGUUGAAAGCAGCAAAUAGUUUUAGUAAGUAUUAUUUAGAAAGUGUUAGUUUCCAUUGUUUUUAAACUGUACAGCGUAACUUUGUAGACGUUUCUCUUUUGUCUAUUUUAAUUUUCUUUUGUUGUGUAACUACAUACAAUGACACUGGCCAAGUCAGAAACAGGCCAAUAAACAUUUUUAAAUACCUUUUCAAUA
This is a messenger RNA of Danio rerio (zebrafish), 2335 nucleotides long. Lineage: Eukaryota; Metazoa; Chordata; Actinopteri; Cypriniformes; Danionidae. The record is from RefSeq and is a predicted model, not a curated record.